Messenger RNA from Loa loa (African eye worm), 643 nucleotides. RefSeq names its product EF hand family protein. The coding region runs from base 29 to 643 and encodes 204 amino acids. The record is from RefSeq and is a predicted model, not a curated record. NCBI's taxonomy places the organism in Eukaryota, Metazoa, Nematoda, Chromadorea, Rhabditida, Onchocercidae. The transcript has 4 exons. Gene Ontology annotation, molecular function: calcium ion binding.
UUUCAGAAUAAAUUGUGUAGCUUCGUUAAUGAUGCAAAAUAUCGUAGGUGCUCUUUUCUUUCUGGUUUCAAUUGCAUUGAUAUUAGCUCAUCAGGCACCAUCAUUUCCAGGUCAGAAUGCGCAGAAACCACCAGAAGUACAUCAUCAAGGUCAAAUGCAUCAUCAACCACCACCCGCUCAUCCUAAUACACCCUCGCAGGGUGCUCGAGAGUUUGGAGGUGAACAAGCGAAAAAUGUUGAGCACAUCAAGGAACAUUUGGAUGGCAAAAUUGAUCCAACUGCGAAUAUGACACCCGAGCAGUUGCAGUUCCAUUAUUUCAAUAUGCACGAUGCGGAUAAAAAUGGUUUGCUGGAUGGCCUUGAAUUAAUUAAAGCAAUCACACACUUUCAUGACGAAAAUCGGGAUUCCCGACAAGAUACAUCUCAACUACCACCAGUACUUACGGAAAUAGAAAUUGAACGGAUGUUAGAUCCAAUCUUUGAUUCUGAUGACCUUAACCGAGAUGGUUUUAUCAGUUAUCCUGAAUUUUCCAUAGCUCAAAAACAACGAGAUGAGCAAAUGAGACAGCAAUACCAGCAACAACAACAACAACAACAACAACAACAACAACAACAACAACAACAACAACGUCCACAGCAAUGA